Messenger RNA from Salvelinus namaycush (lake trout), 10353 nucleotides. RefSeq names its product E1A-binding protein p400-like. The transcript is spliced from 52 exons. Gene Ontology annotation, molecular function: ATP binding; ATP-dependent chromatin remodeler activity. Bases 149 to 9316 code for a protein of 3055 amino acids. NCBI's taxonomy places the organism in Eukaryota, Metazoa, Chordata, Actinopteri, Salmoniformes, Salmonidae. The record is from RefSeq and is a predicted model, not a curated record.
CGCCAUGUUUCAGAAUGAAAUAUGUCCAAAACAUAAAAUGUAAUAUUUCCGUAUAGCAGUAUUUACAUUUCAUACAUUUUUCUUUAUUUUUAAAUAAUACUUUUUGGUUGAUGACACUACAGCGUGAGUUGUAUUUGCUUGUUACGCAAUGCACCAUGGGAGUGGACAACAGCAUAUGCAACGGCAACUUCAGAGAUCCAAGUCCAUCACGGGAUCUGAAGCAGAAGACCAGCAGCAGCAGACCAUGGCAGUUACUCAACAGCAGGCAACAGCCAACCACCCACAAUCACCUGUGACCACGUUUGCAUCUGCAGCUAGCCCUUCAGCCCCCAAGUCACCCAACUACCAGAUAAUCAUGAGCCGCAGCCCUGUCACAGGCCAGAACAUGAACAUCACCUUACAAAAUGUCAGUCAAAUGGUGACGGGCAACCAACAGAUCACCCUCACCCCGCUCCCCCUCCAGAACCCAGGCUCUCCCGGCUUCCAGCACACAGCUCCGCAAUGGAGGUUUGAGCAUGCCCCGUCCUCCUAUAUCAAGGUCACCUCACCUCUGCCCCAAUCCAUGCAGCCCCAAAGUCCCACCCAGCACAACCCAGUACCCCUCCAUCGACCUGGGGCACCCGGAACAGGACUGAGUGUGUGUGGACAGAGCCCAACACGUUUUGUUGAUACUGGCAUGCUUGUGAGACAAAUCAGUCUUGGCAGCCCAUCUGGAAGUGGGCACUUUGUUUACCAAGAGGGGACAGGGUUGACGCAGCUGGCUCCAACCACAGCUGGGCAGGUGCAGUUGCAGCUGUCCUCCCCAGGGGCACCAGGCUCUGUGCGGGAACGCAGGCUGUCACAGCCCCAUUCACAGACUGGAGGCACCAUCCACCACCUCGGACCUCAGAGUCCUGUGGUCAGUGGCACUGCUCUGCCCACACUGGGGAGCCCAGGCCACAUCACCACAUCCAACUUGCCACCUCAAAUCAGCAGUAUUAUCCAGGGGCAGCUGGCGCGUCCCAUGAUAUUUGAGAAGACUCUGGGUGUGGUAGCUGGAGUGGGGACAGCUGCCACAGCAUCUUUCAGUAUGCCUUCCACCAUUCCUCCUUCCAGCCCUUCCCUCACUAACCUUCCCCAAGGCAUCCCCAAUCCCCCCCUCACGCCUACCGGCAUGAGCAUGGGCUCCAUCAAGAAACAGAUUCCCAAAAAGCUGGAGGAGAUUGCACCCUCCAACCCAGAAGUGGCCCAGCUAAGGAAGCAGUGUCUGGAGCACCACAAUAAGAAGAUGGAGGGUCUGAAGGAGGUCUUCAAAGACUACCUGAUUGAGCUGUUCUUCCUCCAGCACCUCCAGGGGAACAUGAUGGACUAUUUGGCUUUCAAGAAGAAACCCUGCGUCCCGCUUUUCACUUACCUGAGGCAGAACGACCUGGACCUUGAGGAGGAAUCGGAAGAGGAGGAGCAGUCUGAGGUCAUCAAUGACGAGGUCAAGGUUGUCACUGGAAAGGAUGGACAGGCGGGGACACCAGUUGCCAUAGCUACACAGCUUCCACCCAAUGUUUCAGCAGCAUUCUCUUCCCAGCAGCAGUUUCAGGUGCACCUGGGAGCAUCUGGCAGCAUGACAAACCCAGGGGACAUGGAUGCCUUUAAGAGGCAACAGGCAAUGGCACACGCAGGCGGGAUGCCCCCCAACCCACAGUCGGUUCAGAUCCCCGGGCAGAAGCAGAACCAGCCUCUCUAUGACCCGUCUAAAGGGCCUCCGGUGCAGAACGCUGCCAGCCUGCACACCCCUCCCCCCCAGCUGCCAGGUCGCCUCCCACAGGGCGCCCUCCCCAUGGCAGGCCUGCCCAUGGCUCUCUCUCAGCAGUCACAGCUGGUGGAGAGCUCAGCCCAGGCCGCCAACCUGCUUCAGGCCCAGGUGAAGGUGCACGGCCCCAUCAUGGCUCCAGUAAACCACCACACACAGAUCCAGCAGCAGAUGCAGUCUGGCCUUCACCUCCAGAUGCAGGCUCAGCAGCUACAGCAGCCUCAGCCCAUGCUGCAGCCAGGACAGGCGACUGUGGCUCUUGCUCGUCCUGGAGCAGAGUCCAACCAACCUGGCCAAAGAAUGAUGAUCAACUCCCUGUCUAACCCCUCCAUGUCUCCUGCCCCCCUCAAUGUCCCCAACUCACUCCCCUCCCCCCACACCAUUGGCCCCCUCCGCCAUCCUGAGUCCAACAUCACCCCUGCCACACAGUCCAAACUGGCCGGGCCCAACAGCACCUCCACUAUCAAAAUGGGUGGUUUUGGUCAGGGCUCAGGUAUGCAGUCAUCAGAAGGGAGCUCACAGGACAAACAAGCUGAGCAGACCAAACUGGAGAGCCAGGUGCACCAGCGUAUCUCUGAGCUGAGGAAAGAGGGCCAGUGGUCAGCCAGUAGGCUGCCCAAGGUCAUGGAGUCCUCUCGGCCCAAAUCCCACUGGGACUACCUACUGGAGGAGAUGCAGUGGAUGGCAGCUGACUUUGCCCAGGAAAGGAGGUGGAAGAUGGCUGCUGCCAAGAAGCUGGUUCGCACCUGUUCCCGUUACCAUGAUGAGCAGAAGAAAAUGGAAGCGAAGUUCAAGAAAGAGGGAGAACUGCGGCUUCGUCACAUUGCUAGCACCAUCGCCAGAGAGGUGGAGUUCUUCUGGUCCAACAUUGAGCAGGUUGUGGAAAUAAAACUACAGUUUGAGAUUUAUGAGAAGAGACUGAAAAUGCUCAGCCUGCAGAAAGCAUCGAGUAAGGGACAAGAUGUUAAACCUACUCAGUCGACAGCAAAUAAAGCUGAAAAGGACGAACCCACUAUGUCAUCAAGGAAGCGAAGGUCCAGCACUUCAUUGGCUGAAGAAGUUCAGGACGAGGAGAGCACCAUAGAGGAGCAGGAAGCCAUGGAGGUGACAGCUGAUCAGAGGGCAGAGUUGGCCGAUCUGGCUAAAGAUGCUGAGAUGCCUCUGGGUGCGUUGGUGAAGCAGUAUGCUGGUGCCUACACUGACAACUUUGACUGGCCCCAGUCUGCCCCACCGAGUGAUGAGGAGGACCGGGAUGAGACUGAAGAUUUGGAGUCCUCUCUGGACAGCCCCCCCGAGGCUGUAGUGAUAGACUCUCUGCUCAGUGUGGACCAGUAUCGAGGUUCUGACAAGGCCUGUCCUCCUGGUACUGACGGGAAGCCUAAGAAGGACAUAGCAGAGGUGGCAGCUGCCACAGAACUCAUCCUACCCAAGGGCAGUGCCAGAACCACCUCUUCUGUCCGCAGCCAGGCUCCUUUCCUGCUGCACGGAUCACUGCGUGAGUACCAGCAGAUCGGAGUGGACUGGCUAGCCAGCCUCCACAAGAAACACCUCAACGGCAUCCUAGCAGACGAGACUACACUGGGCAAGACCGUGCAGAUUGUGGCCUACCUGGCCCAUCUGGCCUGUCAAGAGGGUAUCUGGGGCCCCCACCUAGUUGUGGUGAGGACGUGUAAGAUGCUGAGCUGGGAGAUGGAGUUUAAACGCUGGUGUCCUGGCCUCAAGAUCCUCCUCUACCUUGGCAACAGACAUGAAUGCAGAGCAAAGCGAAGGUGGUGGGCGGAGGCCAAUAGCUUCCAUGUGUGUGUGACGUCCUACAAGCUGCUGCUAAAGGACCAGAGCCACUUCCUGAGAAGGAGCUGGAAACACUUGGUCCUGGAUGAGGUGCAGCUCAUUAAGAACAUGUCUGAGAAACACUGGGAAACCAUCUUUGCUCUCAAGAGUCAGCAGAGGAUCCUCCUGAUCAACACUCCACUACACAACACACUGAAGGAGCUGUGGACCAUGAUCCACUUCCUCCUGCCAGGCAUCACCAGACCCUACACAGACUUCCCAGUCAAGCCAGGCACAGACCAGAACCAGGACUACUGCCACAAACUGGUCAUUCGCCUACACAGGAUGAUCCAACCCUUCAUUCUGAGGCGCUGUAAGAGGGACGUGGAGAAGCAGCUCCCUAAGAAGUAUGAACACAUCCUCAAGUGUCGCCUGUCCAGCAGACAGAGGAGCAUGUAUGAAGAUAUCCUCACUCAGCCAGGAGCCCAGGAGGCGUUGAAGCCGGGUCAUUUUGUGAGUGUGCUGCAGGUGCUGCUGCAGCUGCAGAGGAUCUGUAACCACCCAGACCUGGUAAACAUCAGGGAGACCAGCAGCUCCUACGUGUGUUCCUCUCUGCAGUACAACACCCCUUCCCUGGUGCUGGGAGCCCUGCAGGAGGACCAACGCACGAGCCUGGACCUGUCCCUGUUUGACCUGAUCAGUAAUGAGAACAGACUGACGCGCUACGAGACGGAGGAGGUUCUACCCAAACUCAAAGUCACCCGUCAGCUGAUCGAGGAGAUCCACAGUGCCCCGGACCCACCGGCCAGGCCCAAGCCCUGCAAGAUCAAACCCAUGAGGUUGUUCCAGCCAGUGCAGUAUGGUACCAAGCCAGAGGGUCGUCUAGUGCCCAUGACUAGUACUGUGGGUCAGCAGCGUCCUCCAGCCACCACUACCCCCGACACCUCCACGGCCCCUCAGUCAGCCCAGACCAGGGGCAAGUCCCCUGUCACCACCACUACCACCACACAGGUGGCUGGGACGGCUAUUCAGAAAGCCCAGACUACCUCUCCAGCCACCGGCACCACUGGGUCUGCUGUAGGCUCCUCUGGGAGCGCUGCCACUGGCCAGCAUGUGGUGGGGACUGUGGCCCUGGGCCAGGCUCUGUGUGGCGCAGCCCAGCCCACUCUGCCUGGCAUUGUCCAGGUCCACAGGCCAUCCCUAGCCCCCACCCAUGCCAUCCAACCCAGCCUGGUUCCCCAGAGGCUGGUUCUAACGUCCCAGGCCCAGGCAAGGUUGCCUAGUGGAGAUGUGGUGAAAAUAGCCCAGCUGGCGUCCAUAGCAGGCAGUCAGAACCGGAUCUCCCAGCCUGAGACCCCCGUCACGCUGCAGUUCCAGGGCAACAAGUUCACCCUGUCCCCCAGCCAGCUCCGACAGCUCACCACAGGGCAGCCCUUGCAGCUCCAAGGUAACAUCCUGCAGAUAGUGUCGGCCCCCGGUCAGCAGAUCCUCCGGCCUCAGGGCUCCAUGCUCAUGCAGACGGUACCUCAGGCUGUACCCGUCUCCAACUCCUCCUCCACACCUGGCACCCCGUCCCCAGCCACCCCAACCCACCAAGUUUCAGCCACAGGGGUGAGCGUCAAGCCAGCUCCUGCUGCUCCUGUUGCCCCUCAGGAGUCGUCAGAGGAGAGGAGUCGUCUGCUGAAGGAGCGUCUGAACCGCCUGUUCAGUUCCAAUGAGCGGCGCUGUGGCCGCAGUGUCCUGUACGGAGCUGACCUGCUCCAAGCCUGCUCUGUGACCCCAGGGGCUCCUCACUCUGCCCUGAGCCCCAGGGGCUGGAGGUGGGUGGGCAGGGACAGCUGCCUCAGGGCCCAGAGGACCCCUGUGGCCACCACCACACACCUCCAGUCUGCCCUGCUCUCCUCCACACACCGCCAGGACGCCGGCAGCCACCUAGUCAGCAGGUUAUCAUGUGUUGUCCCUGUCGCAGUAGCUCCUCCCCCUCACCUGUAUGCAGCCAAUCCCCCAGCUCCCUACAGCCUGGAGCAGAAGUCGAUCAGUCGCAGGCUCCAGGAGGCUGCCGCCCCCCACAGCACAGACAUCCACCGCCUGGCCUCUGGACACCAGCUCCAGUUCCCUGACCUGCAGCUCAUGCAGAUGGACUCAGGUAAACUUGAGGCCCUGGCCAUUCUGCUCCAGAAGCUGAGGUCGGAGAAUCAUCGAGUCCUCAUCUUCACACAGAUGGUGAAGAUGCUAGACAUCCUGGAGGCCUUCCUGGACCACCGGCAGCUCACAUACAUCCGCGUGGACGAGAGCCUGACCACAGAGGAACGCCAGGAGCAUAUGAAGACCUUCAACAGGAACAGACAGGUGUUCUGCAGCAUUCUGACCAACCGCUGCUGCUCGGCCGUGGGGACCGUGUUCGAUGCAGACACCAUUAUAUUCUACGACACAGACCUCAACCCCAGCAUGGACGCCCGCACCCAGGAGUGGUGCGACAAGAUCGGACGCUUCAAGGACAUCCACAUCUAUAGACUGGAGAGUGCGAACUCCAUUGAAGAGAAGCUGCUGAAGAACGGCACCAAGGAUCUGAUCAGAGAGGUGGCUGCCCAGGGGACUGACUACACCCUGGCAUUCCUCACACAGCGGACCAUCCAGGACCUGUUUGAGGUGGAGGCCGGCUCUGGGGAGAAGGUUGAGGAGUUUGUGGUUCUGCACCAGGAGCCGUCUCCCUCUGAGGCAAUCUCUCCCCGUGUGGCCAGGCCCUACAUCCAGGCCCUUCACAGCAUCAGCCUGGAUGCCCCACCACCAGAGUGGCAGGAGGAGGAGGACCUGGAGAAAGAGACACAAGUCAAAGAAGAGCCCUCUCAGCUGGAGGAGCUCAGUGCUGUCAUGGACCAGCUAACGCCGAUAGAAAAAUAUGCCCUGCAAUACCUGGAGUAUCUUCAUGUCAGUGAAGACGAACAUGUUGCCAAGGAGCGACUGUUGUGUGCAAAGAGAGGCUGGGAGAUGCAGCACCUUCAGAAACUGAAGGCUGAAGACUCCGAGAGGAUGAUCAUUGAGGACGAGGAGAACCUGUUCACCUACACCAGAGAGGAUGCUUACAACAUGGAGUAUGUGUUUGAUGGAGAAGAUGGCCAAACAGAAAUCAUGCCGCUGUGGACUCCACCUACCCCACCGCAGGAUGACAAUGACAUCUAUAUCGACUCUGUCAUCUGUCUGAUGUACGACUCUGCUCCCAUGCCGGAGUCCAAACUGCCUCCUGUUUACAUCCGCAAGGAGCACAAGAGACUCAAGAUGGACCCCUCGGCAGGCAGGAAGAAGAAGAAGGGUCAUGGGGAGACAGUGAUUCCUCCUCGCUCCCUCUUUGAGAAGGCCAGCAUGCUCAAGGUCCGCCGCGAGGGCAAGGACCAAAAGAAGAACUUCUCCCUGAAGCAGCAGGCGCCCUUCGCCAAGCCUCUGCCCUCGCUGGUCAAACCUGCCAUGGAGGCCGGUCAGGACAACCCAGAGUGGCUCAUCAGUGAAGACUGGGCCCUGCUACAGGCUUUGAAGCAGCUCCUGGAGCUCCCUCUGAACCUAACCAUCAUGUCUCCGGCCCACACGCCCAACUGGGACCUGGUCAGCGACGUGGUCAACUCCUGCAGCCGGAUCUACCGCUCGCCCAAGCAGUGUCGCAACCGCUACGAGAACGUCAUCAUCCCCCGGGAGGAGGGCAAGUUGGUGUAUGAGGCAAACCCCAAGAAGAAAACCAAGAGCAUAUACAAGUCUAAGAACAGCCGGCCGCUGCGGACCUGUCAGAUCUACACCCAGGAUGGCAACGCUACACACAUCCAGCUCUACAACAGCCGCUUUGAGCUCAUGAAGAUCAUCGCCAGCAAGAGGAGUCCCCCCAUUAAACCCCUUCUGGGGAUGAACCCAUUCCAGAAGAACCCCAAACAUGCCUCCGUCCUGGCAGAAAGUGGGAUCGGCUACGACAAGCCCCUCCCUCCCAUUCAGGUGGCAUCACAACGUGCUGAGAGGAUUGCCAAGGAGAAGAAGGCCCUAGCAGAGCAGCAAAGGACUCAGCAGCUAGCUCAGCAGGCUGGAGCCCCCCAGGCCGUGGCCGGUGCUGCCCAACCUCAGGCUGGGGCUCCCGCUGUAGGCCAAGCCCAGGCCCCGGGAGUCCCCCAGGCCCCUGCAGCGACUGGAGCUACCGCUGUACCCAACACAACUGUCCUGGCUGGAGCCAUUAAGAAUGCUGCUGGGGGGACGACCAUUCAAACUGGCACCGUAGCGGGGAACGUGAUUGUGAACACAGUGGCUGGAAUGCCUCCAAGUCCGUUCCAGGCCAACAAACGGCUGGCAUCACCAGGUCAAGUCAUACCAGGCACCCUGUCUCCUGCCGGUGCAGCAGCAGCCCAGGUGGUCCACUCCCAGCAGAGAGCCGUACCUGCCGCUGCCACCCCUGGAGAGGUGAUCGCCAUAGCUACGGGUCAGGGUGUCAGGGCCGUUACCCCGGUGACUGCCUCUGCGGUGGUGUCCACCACUCUGACCCCAGUGCAGUCUCAGACCCGCUCCCUGGUCACUCAGGUCACACCAGCCACAGGCAUGCAGCUGCCCCAGGGGAAGCCCAUCACCCAGGCGCACCUCCACAUGCUCCGCCAGCAGCAGCUCCAGCAGCAACAACAGCAGGCUUCCUCUCCACAAGGCAUUAAGGUUGUGGGCAAACCCCAGGAGCUGCUGAAGAUGCACAAGCAGAAGAUGCAGAUGUCCCAGCAGCAGGUGGCAGUGGCAGCAGCCCAGGGCCAGCAGCAGGCAGGCCAGCAGGCCUCCCAGGUCCAGCUGGCUAACCCCCAGGCAGCCCAGGCCAACCCACAGCUAGCUGCUGUAGCUGCUGCUCCCAGAGCCGGGGCCGUGCUGGCUGGUUCCACCGUAGCCAACCUGCAGCUGGCCAGACUGACCCGGGUGCCCACCCAGGGUCAGAUCCAGGCCCAGCCAGGGCAGACGUCCCAGGUGACCCUCACUAAGCCCCCCGUAGUCUCUGUGCCCGCUAUGGUCUCCUCCGCUGGCGUCACCACACUGCCCGUCUCUGUGGCUGGAAUCAGUGUGGCCAUUGGCCAGGCCCAGAAAACAGGUGGGCCGGUGUUGCCGCCCCCAUUCCCCCAGAUGCAGCUGCUCCAGAUGAAGAAGCAGCAGGCAGCCGUGCAGGCAGCAGCAGCCCAGCAGAAAGCAGUGGAGCCACAGCAAGGACCGGCCACUGUGCAGCAGAAGUUGGGCACCCAGCAGGUGACAGUGCAGGGUCCCCAGGCCACCCAGCAGCAGAAGGUCACCUAUGCUGCCACCACCCAGCUCCAACCUGGCAUCAAGACCCAGUUCUUCACUACCUCCAUUGCCCAGGCUGGAAAACCAACUGGGGCCCAGCAAAUCCAGGUGGCUAAGCUCCCCCAGAUAGUGCAGGGGCAAUCCAAUGUGGCCAACAUCCAGCAGAUCGUAUCAUCUCCACAGCAGAUCCACCCCCAGACGGUGCCCUUGACCCAGACUGCGUCCUCAGCCCAGCCCCAGCCCCAGAUGAUUCCAUCAGGCACAUCCCAGGUGGUUCAGCAGAAGCUUCUCCAGCAGCAGGUGGUGACUGCAGUCGCCUCGCCUCUGAUCCAGACCCCCUCUCCUCACAGUCCAGCCCAGCAGGCCCAAGCGCCUGCUGCAGCCGAGUCCCCUGUACUGCAGCAGCCAGCCAAGGGCCAGGCUCGCGGAGGGGCCAUGAGGGGCAAGAACCAGGCCAAGCCCAGCGGGGGCAGCAGCUAGGAGCCCACAGGAAUAGUUAGUGCUCCCCUUUCAGCUAGGCCAAAGAGCCCAUAUCAUCAGUGUAAAUGCACUCACAAUGACAUGAAGAGAUCCUUUCACUUUGGCAGAGCGGUGAAGUCCUGGCUGAGGUGGCUGUUUUGAAUCUAACCUGGCUAAAGGAACUGCUCCAUGUAAAGGAAUGGCAUGUCUUCAAGAGUGUUAAUCUUCUACAACAGUUCUGUAACUGUUCACUGUUUCAGAAGGUCACCCCUGGAGGCAACCUCCCCCUGCACCAACAUCUAAUAAAGAUCUGAAAAGCAUAUUCAUGCAUUUUAUAUUGAUGAAUAUAUUAAAGUUACUAUGUGGCUGAAGCCUAUGGGCUGGUGCAUCACUAAUUUGGGGGAAUGUUCAUUUGAAUGUUUUGUAUAUUCAUUCAUUGUCCCUGCCCUCCUUGGUGUUCUCAUGCUUACCUUUUAUGUCUGUAAUUUCCUAGUUGUUUAUAGAUAUAGAACAUACCAAUCAUAUCAUGAUCAAGUAAUGUAGCUCCAUAUCAGUACUACAGGUGCAUUGCCUACCAGAAGGAUAAGUGAGGAUUUCAGUCCUCAUGCUUAUUGUGAAACAUGCAAAUCACACAAAGCCCUGAGCCGUUAGGGAUUGCAGAGUUGUAUCCAUAGAAACACAUUCGCAUAACCUUUUUCAGUGUACCAAUUUAACAUUGAAAGAGGUGUCCUUAAAAGUUAGCGUAUUUGAGCUUGCCAUGUCAAACUGCCCCAAUAGUCAUUGUAUCACAGUUAAACAAACCACUCAAUACACAAAUGAAAUACAAUCUGGAUGUGACUUUUUCAGAUAUUCUAUGGAAAAUAAUGCAUGUUCCUUUAGUCCAUUGUAACAAACACUGUAAACAUUAACUAUCUUGUUUUAUCACGUCAUUUUGUAUUGAUGUAAAAAAAAAAAAAAAAAAAAUUGUAAAUAACUAUGGAAAGCAUUUGUACUUGUAAAGUAGUUUAUUUGAUUUUUUUCAGCCUAAUUGUAAUAAAGUGUUUUGUUUUUCUACACUA